Molecule: messenger RNA, 4409 nt
Organism: Harmonia axyridis
Lineage: Eukaryota; Metazoa; Arthropoda; Insecta; Coleoptera; Coccinellidae
Gene: sv
Product: paired box protein Pax-5
Exons: 12
Coding region: 400-2088 (562 amino acids)
Biological process (GO): regulation of transcription by RNA polymerase II; anatomical structure development
Molecular function (GO): DNA-binding transcription factor activity, RNA polymerase II-specific; RNA polymerase II cis-regulatory region sequence-specific DNA binding
Source: RefSeq, a predicted model, not a curated record
CACAACGUAGAAGUCGAUUGUGCUUGUUCUCUACCAGAAGAGUUACCACGCGCCUCCUAGAUCAAAGAGGAACAACCCGCGAACUGCAAAAGGGAGGUUAGGUGCAAGUAGUACGGCGGUAUUUCGGGUUCCUGCAGUACUUUAGAGUGCGUUACUACCGAAGUACGGCGGUAAAACGCGGUGAACUCUGUGCGUUUUUUUUUUUUGGUUUGGUAAGACUGGAGAGUGGUUGUCUGGAAAAUUUGGAGUGUUAUGUGUUUUUGACGAUGACGAGACGGAAAACUUGAUAUGAGAAAGAAACAGUGAUUACGAACUGAAGUUAUUACGGGUUCAGUGUUGGUUUUUUUUUUGGAUUUUUGUUAGUUUUUGUGUGGAGCGUAAAAACGCACAGUGGAGAGUAUGAUCACGAUGGACUGCCAGCCCGGAGGUCACGGAGGUCAUCUGGGACACUCCAUGAUUCUAGAUCCGUCCGGAGGGUCGAUGCAUCAGAUUGGAGGCGGCAACGGCGACCAAGACCACAAGAAGAAGAGAGAUGGCUCUCACGUGGGAUCUUCGUCGAGCGAUGGUCAUGGUGGAGUAAAUCAAUUAGGUGGUGUUUUUGUGAAUGGUAGACCACUUCCAGAUGUAGUUAGGCAAAGAAUAGUUGAACUGGCUCACAAUGGAGUCCGUCCCUGUGAUAUUUCAAGGCAGCUUCGAGUAUCUCACGGCUGCGUAUCAAAAAUUCUCUCUAGGUAUUAUGAAACGGGUAGUUUCAAAGCUGGUGUUAUAGGAGGCUCAAAACCAAAAGUAGCAACGCCACCUGUGGUCGAUGCAAUAGCAAAUUACAAAAGGGAAAACCCAACGAUGUUCGCAUGGGAGAUCAGAGACAGACUUUUGGCGGAAGGAAUCUGUUCCCAAGAUAACGUACCUAGUGUCUCAUCAAUAAAUAGAAUUGUAAGAAACAAAGCAGCCGAGAAGGCGAAACACGCGCACCAAGUGGCGACCAGUGGCGGGUCGUCGGUUGGAGCGUCAGGAGGACCAGUGUCUGUGAUCGCGCAUGCGCCUAGUACACAAUUACCUGAGCCCAGAUCAGGGGCGUACAGUAUAAAUGGAAUUUUAGGACUGCAGCACGAUCCCAACGGCAACAGCAUCAAAAGAAAAAGGAUAGAGGACCACGAUGAGAACAGAGAUUUGAACGGACAUCCGGAUGAUGACCUAAAAAGACAGAGAACGCAGUAUAAUGGCGAUCAGCUUUAUUCGAAUCUCUGGUCCAGCAAGUGGAACAUAAAGGACGAACACAAACUGCUCUCAGAGCUGAGCGGCGCAGGAGGCGGACCGGGCUCAGGCCAGGCUGCCUACUACGAUGCUCACGCAGGCUUCACUCCCACCUCCGCCUCUGACCUUUACGAAUCUAUAAAUACAAUUAGCCAAUCCUCCCCACAGAACCUUUACGCGCCGUCCUUGGCUGGAACAUUAGGUACCGGUUCACUAACGCCUUUAGCCCCGAUCACACUGCACGAAAUGAAAAUCGAAACUGGUAGACUUACGGAACACCCCUUGUCACCCUAUCAUUCAGCAGAAACUAGUUCACCGUACAGUGGUGUGAUAGGCAUGGUAGACGGGGCAUCCCCUGGCCUGCCACUGGCUUUGCCGCCCCCAGAACAGCCAGGCAGCCAACCAGCGUCGCACGCUGGGUCACCUGAUCCGUCUGGAUUAACAGUGCUACAGCCAUCUAACAACAACUCGACACAACACUAUUCAAUGUUGCCAAGUUUUGGAUACACGACAGCGAGCACGCCUGUUGUACCUGGCAGUGAAUACGCCUACACGUCGUCAUACAGUCAAUAUGGUCCCACGUAUGGCACAUAUGGCUAUGGCAGCACAACCAGCGGGUUACUCAAUACCGCAUAUUUUUAUACGAACAACGACCUCCACACUCAAAACCCUCCUGCGGGAUCCAUGAACGGCUCCCUGAACGCCGAACAGAGCAGCAGGAGCCCUCUGGCGGCGACUAGAGCAAACUCGUUGGCAUCCGCCAAUUCUCCCACGGACAGUGGCAGCGCUUGUCUGAAGACCGAAAUGUUCUCCAACGAGCUGAACCUGAUGUAAUCGGAGACAGAGGCGUCCCGAAAUCCCCAAAAAUCCGACUGCGGAGGACCAAAGUGAAUGUAUAUUUUAGUGCCGAAGAUCGGGAUUGCAACGAAAGUUAGUCGACAUGACGGAAUGUAAACAGUUUCUUUCACCAUUAUGGACAAUUUUGGCUUCGGGAUCGAGGAGAAAUAAUCUUGAGGAUUUUUAUGGAUUCAUUGGAGUCUUUUGUGGACUUGGUAUUGAACUUGGAAGCUGCGGUAACCACACUUUUGUCUAAGGGAUUUUUGAAUUGCAAUAAAAAAUUUUCAUCUUCAGAUCAGUUACAACUUAAUUAAGAAAGCGUGAAAAAUACUUAAGGUGUUACUCCCUAUUAUUUGCUACAACUUUUAUUCUCCCCUCCACUCAUAUAUUAAGCAAAGUUAAUUUUUGUUUAUUGGACUUUUUUCUUAAAAUUAUCCAAGGAAUCUCUCAUUUUCCUUUGUACCUCCUAUUUAGGUAUUUUUAUUUCUUAUAUGUCCUAUAAGCUUCUUUUUUAUAGUGGAAAUUUUUGAUAUAGUCUUUUCUAUGCAUCUAAACCUUCAAUUUCGUAAAUACCUGAUUUUAAUUGAUAUGAAAUUUUGAGGGAAAGUAUUUCCUAAUUAUUGUUCAGUUGCUGUUCUAAUUUUUGAUUUUCUUAUAUUGAAAUUUCUUAUGUGUUCUCGAGCAAAAAAACUUUUAAACAAUCAUAAAAACAGACUUUUACUAUACAGCAUAACACACUAGUGUUAUGUUGUAUAUGUAUAUUUGUUUUUAUGAUUGUUUAAAAGUUUUGUUGCUAGAGAACACAAAACCUAACCUAAUCUAACCUAACCCUAACCUAACCUUACCUAACCUAAGGUUAGGCUAGGUUAGUUUUGUGUAACCUAACCUAACCCCUUACCUAACCUAGGGUUAGGUUAGGUUAGGUUAGGUUGCACAAAACUUUUAAACAAUAAUUAAAAGAGACUUUUACUAUAUAACAUAACACACUAGUGUUAUGUUUAUGUGUAGGUUAUGUUAGGUUAGGUUUUGUGUUCUCGAGCAACAAAACUUUUAAACAAGCAUAAAAACAAACUAUACAACAUAACACACUAGUGUUAUGUUGUAUAGUUUGUUUUUAUAAUUGUUUAAAAGCUUUAUUGCUCGAGAACACAUGAGAAAUUUCAAUAUAAGAAUGUCAACAUAAAAUUAGAACAGCAACAGAAAGUUUGAACACAAAUUUAAGUUAACAUAAUCUUAGCUCUUAGAACACCUACUUAAACUGAAUUUUAUAUAGAUAAUACUCCAAAUUCUGGAAAAAUUAGAAUCAGCUAUAUAUGAAAUUGAAUGUUUAGAUUACGAAAAUGUUUACAUAGGAUAAUAAUAAUUAAAUUCACUACCACCGUUUCAGUAUACUAUAUCGGAAGUCAUUGAAACUUUCUAAAAUUUUUCUAGAUAUACGUUUUUUGUUACCAUUGAAAAUAUUGAAAUGUAUGGAGAGAGGAGAAGAGUUACAGGUAAUAGUAGAAUUACUGGUGGGGGUAGUACCCUGACUUUUUUUAAAUUCAGUGUGCCCCAAUAGCAAAUCGAAAAAUUCCUCGGACAAAAAUAUGAUUACCCCUGCUCUAAAGUUGAAGUUUCUUUAUGAACGAACGACUGAAAGAUUUUUUCUCUUUUCCGAAAGUCAAAGCCCCCCUCCCCCUCAUUGUUUAUACUGAAAAUGUAUUAUAUGGAACAAAUUUUAUAACUUUAAUAUAUUUUAUACUUUCAACUGAAAUACACCAAAGAAUUUAAGUUUUAUGUUAAAACAUGUGCACUUUCUUGUCAUAUCAUUCACAUAAUUUGCAAUGAAUAAAAAAAAUGUACAAAAAAGAUAAAUAUUCCUUACAAAUUAUGCUUGUUGUACAGAUGUAAUAAAAAAUAACUCCGUAAACUAGUCAGAGAAAAACGUACUCCUUAUAUUUUUGUGUUCUCUGAAUAUAAUACAUAUGAAUGAAAUGCAAAUUGUCAUCGUGGAAAAUCUAUUGGGAAAUUUGGUUUUCGUGGAUUUUCCAGCAGCUUUUCCACACUUAAGAAAUGUCUCGUUUUUUUUGGUUGACUGUUGAUCGAAAUGGAAGAAUUUCUGAUGUGAAAUUAUUUAUUUUAUUUUGUGAAAUGUGUAAUAGUAUCACCAAAGAGAUGGCAACCUUAUCAAAGUCGUCAUGAUAUUAUAAGUAUUGUAUUGUAAAAUGUGAUAGGCCCUCAGAAAACUGGCCCCCCUUGUCCUAAGACCUCCCUGUCACAUUCACUCAUAGUUGUAGAUCGUUUAUAUUUAGAGAAAUAAAUUAAUUAUUGACUAUUUA